CACCAUCUUCUUCUCUUCUUGUUUGUCGGAGAACUAGGUUGCAUACAACCUUUCCCCUCACGUUUUCCUUUCUUUAAGCCUUCUCCACGUGCUUCUCUAUCUCGCCCGUUCCCUUCUCAUUAUCCCGACGGUUCGUCAUCAUCAUCUGUCUCACUCGGCAACUCCACGUGCCCUCAAGCCUGGGCUCGUGCCCCACGGGAGCCUCAGACUCCCCACACGGUAUCCCUCAAG
Messenger RNA from Tricharina praecox, 231 nucleotides. RefSeq lists its product as uncharacterized. The record is from RefSeq and is a predicted model, not a curated record. The annotation marks the transcript as partial. The transcript has a single exon. NCBI's taxonomy places the organism in Eukaryota, Fungi, Ascomycota, Pezizomycetes, Pezizales, Pyronemataceae.